UAAAAGUAUAAUUUUUAUGUUCUGAAUGUAUGACGGAUUAAAAGUAGAAGUUAUGAUUUAGAAGAAAAAAAAACUUGGUGAAAAGAUCCUCAAAGAAUUACUACAAAGUAAAUGUACUUUGUUACCACAACCUCUGGUUUGUUGUCUGUUAAUAAAUAGCCUAUUAUCCUGUCAGUCACUUCUCUCAUUUCCUCCUUAUCAGGUUGUUUAUGAGACUGUCUGAUGUGGCUCCUGUCUUUUCAUAUUGGCCCAGCUUGCAUGUUAUAUGAUGUUCUUUUAUAGAAAAAAAAAACAGAUUAUAACUGAAUUUAGGAGCUUUGUGCGUGUUUCCCCCUCAGACUCUAGCUCCAUUCCCAGCAGGAUGAGCCCUGGUGCGCCUUGCUGAUGCAAUGUGGUGGUGUUAUUACCAUCCAUCAACCGGUUCAGACUGGACUGAUGGCCACAUGAACAAUGUUACUAGAGAGAAAAGGAGCUCAGUCAGCACUAACACCAACCUUUACAUUCAUUUAAUCUCCAAAGAUGAUGAAGUUAGCUAAUUCGAUUUUUCAAAGUUUAGAUGACUUCCUUAGAGGCGCACUUUAACUCUUCCUGCGCAGAAUGCUUGCUUCAUAAAAAAAAAAUUUAAUAAUAAAUAAAUUAAAAAAACAGAAUUUUGUGUCAGAGGACCGACAGGUAAAAAUGUACUUAUGCAUGGGAUUUUGAUUGUGAUUGUAACUAUUGUUAUAAAAGCCUUAAAUAGGAGGGAAUAAUAAAAACAAUGUAGACACAGGAGGUGAAAAAAGUAAAGCAGCCUCUCGUGUUUGCGGAGAGACACCGAGCCUGAGAGCUGCGCGCUGCGCUCCAGACGCGCAGGAGGAGGAAGCGCCGUUUCCUCUCUCUCUCUCUCUGCUGCCGCCGCUGCUGCUUCUGGACCAGCAAGAACAGCUUUGAACCGGUUUUUGUCACCGGCUACAAAGCAAUACCAAACACACACACACACAAUGAACUCACUAGCUGUUCCCCCCACUCUGACACGCACUCACAGACCUCAUAGAUUCAAGGCAAUGCAGCCGCGCGCGAUGCUUUUGUAGCUGAAGUCAUUUUGUCGGAAGAUUUUCUUAGAGGAGAUCUUUUGGUUCCAUGAAAAAGUUCCCGCAGAGCGCGCAGCUCCUCAGGCGGCUGCUGUUGUAGACGCUCAGGAUCUUCUCCUCAGUCCAAGCUGUAGCAGAUCCCAGGUUGGCACGAACACCAUCAGUACCAUGACUUCGUCCACUAAAAUCCAGGAUGGAGGCUGGGGAUGGGUGAUCAUCGCGACAUCCUUUAUGGCCCAGCUCCUGGCUUAUGGGUCUCCGCAGUCCGUGGGCGUCCUGUACCCUGAGUGGCUGCACACCUACCAAGAGAGCAAGGGCAUGACUGCCUGGGUGGGCUCCCUUGUGGCUGGAGUGGGAUUAAUAGCCAGUCCUAUCUGCAGUGCCUGUGUGGACAACUUUGGAGCGCGUCCCGUGACCAUCUUCAGUGGUGUGAUGGUGGCGGGCGGCCUGAUGCUCAGCGCCUUCGCUCCAAAUGUCCAGUUCCUCAUCUUUUCCUAUGGGAUCGUUGUGGGCCUGGGUUGUGGUCUCGUUUACGCAGCCACCUUGACAAUCACCUGUCAGUAUUUUGACAAGAGACGCGGCCUGGCCCUUGGCAUUGUCACCACAGGAACAAGCGUUGGCGCAUUCAUCUACGCCACUGCUCAGAAUGAGCUCAUCCUGUUGCUCGGACUGGAUGGCUGCUUGCUCAUCAUCGGAGCCAUAGCRCUCAACCUCAUGGCCUGCGCUGGUUUCAUGAGACCCCUCGACAUGCCGGGGUACUAUCUCAAACAGAAGGCUGCCUUGGAGCGCAACACGGAAGAACAGUUUUUCAUGACGCCACCCUUGGAUGACCUCAAGCUCACAACGGAGACAACCACAGCCACUCAGGAGAAAGCUCUCUCGGCAAAGGAGUUGCUCAUCACUAUCGAUGCCAAGGACUUGUCUAUUCAGACAGAGAAGAAAGAAGGUUCUAAGUUUGGGUCAGUCAUUGUGAAGGCAAUCAAAAAGAAGCAGAAGGCUUACUCCAAGUACAUGAAUUUGAUGUACGAGAUUUUGCAGGACCAAUCCAUGGUGGCCUUCUGCAUUGCUAUCUUCUUGUUCAGCCUGGGCAUUUUUCCACCAUGCCUCUUUAUUGAGGAUGUGGCACAGAGUGAAGGACUCAUUGAAGAAGUUAGUGUCAUUCCUCUUGUAUCAAUUGGGGCUAUUGCCACCUGCAUAGGCAAACUAGCUCUGGGUGUCCUGGUAGACAUCAGGUGGAUCAACAGCCUCUAUUUGUACGCCUUCACAAUGUUUGCAGGUGGUUUUGCAUUGCUCCUUUUACCUAUCACCAAAAGUUACAUGGGACUGCAGAUUCUGAUGGCCACCAUUGGUUUCUUCUCUGGAAACUGGUCUCUCACUUCGUACAUUACCACUAAGAUCGUUGGCUUAGACAGACUGACUCAAGCCCAUGGCAUCCUCAUGUUCUUUGGGGGUUUUGGGAUCAUGCUUGGACCUCCUGUUGUAGGGUGGUUCUUUGACUGGACACAGUCAUAUGACUUGGCGUUCUACUUCAGUGGGUUCUGUGUCCUGUUGGGAGCAUUCAUUUUGUCUUUUCUCAGCCUUCCCUGCUGGAACAGGAAGAAGGACGCUGAGAUAGACAAAUCUGACAUUAAGUAUACCAGCAACWGUGACAAAGUUGCCUCUGUGGCCUGAGUAUGAGCACCUUUCUCCAUCGCUCAGAUCUAUCACCUGCUGCUCACUGACUGUCCCUGAACGAUGCCCAAAUCACCUCUUGGAGAAUUUUUGUUUUCUCUGACUGUGAUGGGUGCAUCUUCUUUAUUUCUGCUGCCAUAUUUUUUUGAAAUACAGGCCUUUCCUCUGUUCUGCGCCUGCAUUUCUCAGGUUCAAUCUACAGAUUUAAAGUUCUGACUCUGAAGCUGAAUUUUUUUCUUCUCUUUAUUACCUCAUUUUAUGAGGUUAACUGAACAAUGUUAGAAUCCCAAGUUCCAGUGUUUAUGUAGAGACUGUUUUUUUGUCUAUAUAUAAUUGUAGCUCAGAAAACGUGAAAUGGUUCCACCUAUUAUUGAAGGAAAAUCAUGAAAACUGUCAACUGAUGAUGCAAUAACAUCUGCACCUAAAGUACUUUUUUACUGCAAUAGGUUAUUGUAUUAAAUGAAGAAUAGAACUUAUUUUGAUGGUCAUGAACACUAAAAUUUGAGUUUUUAUUUGGUAUCUCAAACUUUCACAUUUGCCACUAUGUUACCAAAGUAUCAAUAACAGUCAAUGCCUGUCAUCACAUUUUGCCUGUUGAAUCAAGACAAAAGCCUUGUUUUUACGUGCAUUUAGAUUACCAAAUAAGUUGAUUUUUUCAUUUUUAACUGGUUGAGUUUUUUUCAACCUCCAGUUUCUGGAUCAGACGGAUGUUAAGUUGUGGUGAUUAAAGGAAAACGUGUAAAGCCACUGAGAUGAUUUUACAGCAUUUCAAGUAUGUUGAGUCACUUCGCAGCAUGAUUGUCAUAACCUUGCUGCCAUUCAGUUUGUCCUAGCUGGUCCUUUUUUCCUUAUAUUCUGUAUGUUUGUGUUUGUAAGUGUGAUUUUUGUAUGUGUCUGCACAUGCAUGUCCACAAGAUAUCUACAGGUUUGUGUAUGUGAGUUUAGUAAGCUUUUAUAUUAGUCCCAGUUUGUAAAGCCCUAUGUACUAGUAACUUUUAUACGCACAAAACUUGGCAUAGAGGUGUUGAAAUGUUGUGUUUACGUUUAUAAUUCCUGAAAUUGCUGUUGUAACAUUUCCUCAGGCUUUUAGAAUCCUGUGAGUGUUGAAAAGACCACUACAAAUGCCUUUGAUAGCUCCAGUUUCAGGUGUGAGUGUAAAUCUGAGACAUUA
Molecule: messenger RNA, 3912 nt
Organism: Austrofundulus limnaeus
Lineage: Eukaryota; Metazoa; Chordata; Actinopteri; Cyprinodontiformes; Rivulidae
Product: monocarboxylate transporter 9
Exons: 6
Coding region: 1239-2741 (500 amino acids)
Biological process (GO): transmembrane transport; monocarboxylic acid transport
Molecular function (GO): monocarboxylic acid transmembrane transporter activity
Source: RefSeq, a predicted model, not a curated record